AUGGUCGAUUUCUGGGGCACCACGGCAGGAGGGCCAACCACUUGCGGUGCCCUCGCUAUCGGCGUGGCCAUGUCUUUCGCUCGGCAGGCAGAGGCGGUGGAAUUGCCGCCGUCCCUCGCCCCCCCGACCGGGGGAGACGCGGAGUACGACGCGCCCACCCUCCUCUACGUCCUCGCCACCAACUUCCUGCUGUACGUGGCUCUGGUGCUCAUCACCUACCUUGUGGUGAAACUGUACAUCGAGUCGGCCCCCGGGAACCCUCUGUUCGAGGAGGCGACGACGUACAACAGGGUGCCGGCCACCCACAGCGGGCUGGAGCUGACCUCGAUGACCGUGCAGGCGCGUAUUGCGGCGGCACAGGGGGCCGGCGGAGGGGGAAGCACGGGUGGCGGUGGCGGUGGCGGUGGCACCAUUAUGACCCCUGACGGGGCCCGGCGAGAAUCGGCGGGCGGGUUGUCUCUUAGCAGGCAGAGCAGCUGGUUGGACUUCGACGCGGACCUCGAGCACACCAUGACGAGGGACGAGGUGUUCCGACGACUGAUCAUCCUGGCGGUGGGGCUUAACGUGACGUUCGUGCUGUGGGGGGUGUUGCAGGAACGGAUCUUGAAGGGGGAGUACGGUGACGGCGAGCACUUUACCUACUCGUACGGGCUGGUGUUCAUGAACCGCUUCCUGGGCUUCUUGUUUUCCGCCGGAAUGAUGCACUACACAAGGCCCAAGUGGUCGAAGGCUCUGGCCUACGAGUACUCCUUCCCAGCGGUUUCGAACAUGCUCAGCUCGUGGUGCCAGUAUGAAGCGCUCAAGUACGUCACCUUCCCGACUCAGGUUUUGUCGAAGAGCUUCAAGAUCGUGCCCAUCAUGGUCAUGGGCAAGAUUCUCGGAAACAAGGAGUACCCGUUCUACGAUUACGUCGUGGCAGGCGUUAUCGCCCUGGGGAUCACUCUUUUCCUGAACUCCUCCGAGGGGGUGGACUUCGGGACAGACAUGUUCGGCCAGCAGGAGCAGGGCAGCAGCGUAGCGUGCGGGAUGAUGCUGCUGGCUCUUUACCUGGUGUUCGACUCCUUCACCUCGCAGUGGCAGAGCCGCAUGUUCACCAAGCACAGGGACUUGAGCCCGAUCCAGAUGAUGUUCGUCAUGACGGCCUUCAGCACGAUUUUCUCUUUCGUGACCCUGGUGCACCAAGACGAGCUGGUCCCCUUCUUCGCCUUCGUGUCGGACCAUCCGGAGAUCCACCUUCACUUCGUGGCCUUCGGGGUGUGCUCGACCAUCGGCCAGCUCCUCAUCUUCCACACGAUCCGGUCGUUCGGGGCGGUUGUGUUCGCGAUCAUCAUGACGACGAGGAUAGCCCUCAGCAUCCUUGUGUCGUGCCUCAUCUACGACCACCCUGUCACGGAGCUGGGACUCCUGGGGAUGCUGAUCGUGUUCGGGGCGGUUUUUUACCGCAUCAACCGCCGUUUGCAGGGCAAGAGGCUGCUGGAGUGGGAGGGGAUGGACGACUCUAAGGGCAUGGACAUGUUUCACGAGUGGCAUGAGCACCUCGACCUCUAGUAAUAUUUUAGACAUUCUGUGUGUGAAACACUGCCGUUCCGAGUCUCGUGGGGGGGGGGGGGGCGACUCCCUGUUUGGGCGGAGGCAGCCAAGGGAGGAAGAAGUGCACACAUCUGCACGUUUCCCGCUGAACGAAAGUUACCACGCAUGCAAAACGAACGAACGGCCUACUGCACGCCAUGGACUCCACCCUAACGAGGCGAAGAUGUUGAGAUUGGAUCCGCGCCAGAGCGCAAGGUGUGUCAUGCAGUGCUUUGUAUACUCAGCUGGGGAGUGACUGGUUUGUCUUAUCCUUGCCGACCUUUUCGUGAUGGGUGCGGAGGAAACACGAGUGGGGGGGUAAACCGUUAUACGGUGCGGCGUGUUUUCCUCGCGUUAGAUGUCUCAUCUCUGCCUAGUCGCGCUUGGGGGUCCAUGACCGUGUACGCGGGUCCUGUCUCCUCAUGCUGGUUUGCUUUUUCUAUCGGCCGUGUAGGUUGUCUGGCGAUGCUUCCAGCAUCAGGAAGCAAGUGUUUUUCCUGCGUAGGUUUGAACUAUUCAAGGGAGAACAAAAACGAAAUGCUGGUUGUGUGUAGUGGGAUUCUCAAUCGUUGAGCGUAUGGAUGAUGCCACAGAGUGUGGUAGGAGUUAAGAACAUGUACGAUGUGUGUUCUCCGCGCGGUUGUGAUGAGUGAAAUGGCUAGCGGUAGUAGCCUCCAGCACGCUUUUGAUGCAGAGCACGUUGGGAUUUGCGACGACUACUUGUAUGUGCCUCAGAAGUAUCUCUCCCGUGUCUCGCGGGGGAUACGAGAAUAGGCUUCGAGCCUGCGUUUCGUCGUCAAUUUCGUUUCGUGUUCCAUGUGUCUCAACAUGCUUUGGUUUCCUUGAACAGAGAGCAAGGGUCGGUUGAUGAAAUUGUUGACGAGGAAACCUGCACUCAGC
This is a messenger RNA of Ectocarpus siliculosus, 2469 nucleotides long. The record is from the annotation of a GenBank genome assembly. NCBI's taxonomy places the organism in Eukaryota, Phaeophyceae, Ectocarpales, Ectocarpaceae.